Molecule: messenger RNA, 3074 nt
Organism: Acinonyx jubatus (cheetah)
Lineage: Eukaryota; Metazoa; Chordata; Mammalia; Carnivora; Felidae
Gene: SLC2A10
Product: solute carrier family 2 member 10
Exons: 5
Coding region: 72-1925 (617 amino acids)
Biological process (GO): transmembrane transport
Cellular component (GO): membrane
Molecular function (GO): transmembrane transporter activity
Source: RefSeq, a predicted model, not a curated record
CCUGUCGAUAGUCACCUUUGCCUCCGAGUCCCUUGGCUGGGUUCCCUUUCAACUCAAGAGGAGCUGAGGAAAUGGCAAACAAAUUCUGUUUUCACUUGAUUGCUUCACACGGCCUGAAAGAACCUUCCCUCCUGCCAGUGAACUCCAGGAACCGAGGGAGAUGGGGGCAAAGGGAGGCGAAGACAGGGCAGGACCUGGGUCGCAUAAUCUUCCUAGGGGGUUUGUUCACGGGUCGUGAGCAGGAAACGCGGGGCCAGCCAGGGAAAGGCCGUCCCCAACUGCUCCUGCCCCUGUGUGCCUCUGUGUCUUUGCUGGGUGGCCUGACCUUCGGCUAUGAGCUGGCAGUCAUAUCGGGUGCCCUGCUGCCACUGCAGCUGGACUUCGGGCUGUCCUGCUCGGAGCAGGAGCUCCUGGUGGGCAGCCUGCUCCUGGGGGCUCUCCUCGCCUCCCUGGUGGGCGGCGUCCUCAUCGACCAGUAUGGCAGGAAACGAGCCAUCCUUGGGAGCAACUUGGUGCUUUUGGCGGGCAGCCUGAGCCUAGGCCUGGCCGGCUCCCUGGCCUGGCUGGUCCUGGGGCGCUUGGCCGCUGGAUUUGCCAUCUCUCUCUCCUCCAUGGCCUGCUGUAUUUAUGUGUCAGAGCUGGUGGGGCCGCGGCAGCGGGGCGUGCUGGUGUCCCUCUACGAGGCAGGCGUCACCGCGGGCAUCCUGCUCUCCUAUGCACUCAACUACGCCCUGGCUGGCGCCCCCUGGGGAUGGAGGCAUAUGUUCAGCUGGGCCGCUGCACCUGCCCUCCUACAGUCCCUCAGCCUCCUUUAUCUCCCUGCUGGCACCGCCGAGACUCCAGCGCCCAAGGACCUCGUUCCUCUCCAGGGAGGUGGGACCUCCAAGCUGGGCCUGGCGAGGCCAAGAUCCUCCCUCCUGGACCUCUUCAGGGCGCGGGAGAACAUGCGAGGCCGGACCGCCGUGGGCUUGGGGCUGGUGAUUUUCCAGCAGCUGACGGGGCAGCCCAAUGUGUUGUCCUACGCCUCCACCAUCUUCCAGGCGGUGGGCUUCCGGGGAGGCUCCUCCGCGGUGCUGGCCUCUGUGGGACUCGGGGCCGUGAAGGUGCUGGCGACCCUGACUGCCAUGGGGCUGGUGGACCGAGCGGGCCGCAGGGCCCUGUUACUGGCCGGCUGUGCCCUCAUGGCCCUGUCGGUCAGCGGCAUAGGCCUUGUCAGCUUUGCCGUGCCCAUGGCCUCCGGCCCUAGCUGCCUGGCCGUGCCCAAUGCCACCAGGCUGUCAGGCCUCCCUGGGGACUCCGGCCUGCCGAGGGCCAUGGCUCCCCCUCCACCGCCGACAACCAGUGAGAGCCAAGGGAGGCCGGCCUUGUCGACCUCUGAGACGAUCCAGCCUCCUCCCGGAGCUGGGGACCCCACGGCCCCGGCCCUGCCGGCCUUCAGCCCCGCCUCCCCGGCACCUCCUUCUGCCCCAGAGCGCGUCCUGCUGCACUGGGCCGCGCUGGUCUGUUUGAUGGUCUUUGUGAGCGCCUUCUCCUUUGGAUUUGGACCAGUGACCUGGCUCGUCCUCAGCGAGAUCUACCCCGCGGAGAUCCGGGGCAGAGCCUUCGCCUUCUGUAACAGCUUCAACUGGGCCAGCAACCUCCUCGUCAGCCUCUCCUUCCUCGACCUCAUCGGCACUAUCGGCUUGUCCUGGACCUUCCUGCUCUACGGGCUGACCGCUGUCCUCGGCCUGGGCUUCAUCUAUGUAUUUGUCCCCGAAACCAAAGGCCAGUCACUGGCAGAGAUAGACCAGCUGUUCCAGAGGAGACGGACCUAUAUUGACAACAUCUCAUGGAGUCUCCUUUGCUCCUUGGGCUUUCUCAGAGAACCUCUAAGGAACCAGUCCUGGAAGGAAGUCUUUUCUGGCAUCACCCCCAAAUCCAGAUGAGGAUACACUAUACUCUCAGCUCUCUUUUUCCAUCUGGCUGGGACUUUUCGGUGAGAGGAGAGCCAGCUCAGGUCACGAUCUGUGUGACCCCACAGUCACCAGCAGCUCAGACUGGGUGAUAGGCUGCUUGAGUUCUAGUCCCGCUUCCCUGGUGUCAUCGCGACAUGACCGUGGGCCUCAGUUUCCCCGAUAUGUACCAUGGGGGACCUGGACCAAGGAGUUCUCUAAGAUCACAUCCGAUGCCAAUGAGCUGGAAUUCUAAAUGCUGCUAAUUCAACACAGGUUCAGCGUGAGCCCUGCUCUCAAGCUGCCGGCCAUCUCUUUAGGGGAUGUGAGUUUUAAUUAGGGGAAUGGUAAAUAGAAUUCCAGAAUCGUAUGCACUAGAAUCCAAGAGCUGACAUGGUGUGUGAAGCAAGCCCUGGGAGCUGUUUCCAGGAUGGUGCAGGACAGCUCUGCGGAAAGGAGAUGGGUUUGGAGGCUGACAAGCCUGGAUGCUGGUGUUGCCUCUGUCGCCUUGGGUAACGACUCCCUCUAGCCUCAGUUUCCACAUCUACCGAAGGGGGAUGAUUGGGCCCCCGGGGGUGUAUUUAACCCCUGUCUGACUGCAGGAGGGUCUUCAGCUGGUCCCAUCCAGCUAGUCAGGGCCUGGGGGGUUUCUGUUCACCCUCAGUUACCGAGGCCCCCACCUUUGAGACACUGUUAAGGGUCAGCCCCUGAGGGGUGAGUCAGAGAUUAAGCAAGGAACUCGGGCCAGAGGUCACCAGAGGAAGGGCCUGGCAAGAGUGAGUUCUGGGGCGCCUGGGUGACUCAGUCGGUUAAGCGUCCGGCUUCAGCUCAGGUCAUGAUCUCAUGGUUCAUGGGUUCAAGCCCCGCAUCAGGCUCUCUGCUGUCAGCACAGAGCCCGCUUCGGAUCCUCUGUCCCCCUCUCUCUCUGCCCCUUCUCUGCUCACACGCAUGCUCUCUCUCUCAAAAAUAAUAACUUAAAAAAUUAAAAAACAAAAAAGAUGAGUUCCUGGAUGCUGAGGCAAAUGAAAAGCUAACGCAGACCCAGGGCGCUGACGUGGGACGACCUUGGUCAUCUGUGCCUGCUCCGUGGCCUCUGGACUCUGGACUCUCGGCUUCUCUCCUCUUGUUCUAGAUGCUUCUCUU